Molecule: messenger RNA, 1285 nt
Organism: Aspergillus calidoustus
Lineage: Eukaryota; Fungi; Ascomycota; Eurotiomycetes; Eurotiales; Aspergillaceae
Source: the annotation of a GenBank genome assembly
GGAUCUUCUCAACCCCUGCAACAUGCCGUCCAGUCCACCCUCACCCUUACGACUUUCUCACCGCUACAGUCGGAGUCGCUCAUCAAACGCCGAUAUAGACCCCAUGUCGCCAGUGACUUUCGCGCCCAACGGCUACUCCCACAGCUCUCCCAGAUCCCCUCGCAGCCCUCGCCUAUCCGCCCCGCCAUCCCCUGUUACCCCCCGACAACAUUACGCGCAGAGCAUGAACGGAUCCGUGAGGAUGUCGGGCGACUUUGGAGCAGCAGCAGAAGGGGGUGGAGGGCUGGGAAACCUCGCAGACGAAUUAGCGGACGCGUGGGAGGAAGACGACGGUGGUUAUGGAUAUGCAUCGGGGCAGGACGCCGCCCCAUCGGAUUCGCAACCGCUCGAACGCAUGACGACAAGAACACCUUCGCCUGGUUAUUUAUCAGACCGCGAUUCGCUACAGCCGCCCCGGCCGAGGUUAAGAAAUGGUACGAAUCGGCACCGGAGGCACGAGUCGCAAUAUGAUGGCUCUGACUAUGGGAAUGAUUCGGAUUUUGAGGAGGCCGCCGAUGUAUCUCCGGGGCUUGAGAACCAGAUGGCGGAGAUUGAGAGUCUAGCUCGGCGAGGUCUGGAAAACAAUGGAAGUGAAAGUGACCAUGUCAUUGACCGUGCGGUUUUGGCGCUGCAAGAUCUCGGGGUGCAGAGUGGGAUUGAGAACAACGCUAUGAGGCUCAUCACCGCGCAUUCCUCCAUCACAUCGCAUCUAACUCACCAAACACGGACCCUUCAAAACCUCACCCACCCUCUUCUCUUCGCGCCAUACCCUCUCCUCUCCGAGGAUGCUAUCGACGCUCUUAUUCCCCUCAUCGACGAGGGCCUCCUACCAAGCCUCCCUUACCCUUUCCCAGACCAACAACACCACUCCUCGCGGCCAAGUACUCCCUCACAAUCCGCCUCUAACCCGCUCACCUCCCUUCAAACCCUCAUCUCACAAACCUCCGAUAUCACCAUGUCUCUCCGCAGCUUGAGCGACACACUCUACGAAUCCCGACAACUUACCGCAACCGCAUCGCGGCGACUGCGCUCCGCACGAGAACUCGUUGCCGAGCUCCGCCGCGAAGAAGAAAGCCGCGAAGAGGGACACCGCUGGAUAGAGAAGGGCGACUGGGAUCGUCGGUUACAGGACCGCGAAGCAGGGCGCGAGUGCCGAGAUGUCGUGGACGGCUUCGAGGCUUUCUGCGGAGAGUGGAGGGAGAAGCUCUUUGGUGCUGCUGUCGGUUCAGAAGCCGUUGCUGCUUAA